Lodderomyces beijingensis is the source of this 1599-nucleotide messenger RNA. Lineage: Eukaryota; Fungi; Ascomycota; Pichiomycetes; Serinales; Debaryomycetaceae. The record is from the annotation of a GenBank genome assembly.
AUGAUUGUCAGGCUGCGACUACGGAUGCCUCCGCUUCCGCUGCUACCGGGGUUGAGGCUGAGGCUGAAGUUGAGGGUGAGAUUCAACUCCCAAAUCAGAACUAAAUUCACUGCGCAGACCCAUGGCAUGGAGAUCCAACCACAACCGCAACAUGGCGAGUCUUCCCAUUCAAUUACACAGCAACAGCAGCUGCUGCUGCUGCUUCUCGACGAGGAACAAGCAAAGUAUGCCAACCACGUGUUCCAAUGGAUGAUGUCAUCCAAGCAUCCUUACCUGCAAGUCUAUGAAUUUGCGUGUUCACACUAUCGCCAUUUGACCGCCGAGCUACUCGUCACUUUCACGUACAACCUACUACUAUCUGGCCAUUUGAAGCCAGCGAUAUCACUCCAGCAUUUGCUCAAAGACCAUCCAAACUACCAGAUACCAAAUCAACUAUGGACCCUAAUUAUAGCCCGCGUCUGCUCACGAGCAGACCAUCUCGGCGCCGUGUUUAUAUACCACGAGCUCAUAGACAAUUACCAAUUCUACGAUGAAGUAAGCGUCGGCGUACAGGACAACCACUUGAUUUCGUUCUUGGUGAGCGAGUCGAUAUUGCAGCAGCUAGGCAUAAUAUUGGCCAACAACUCAGAGUACGCAAAGUUGACGGGGAUAUUGCGAUAUUUUCGAAGGUUCUACUCCUUUGCAUUCCAGGAGGAGACGUACCGAUCCUUGCUCAUCUUGGUCGUUGAAGCGUAUGCGCAAGCGGGACUCUUUAAGGAGGCAAUGAACGCUUUCAACUCCUUGGCGCACGCGUGCAUGGAGUACCGGUUCCCGCUCCGGAUCCGGCCCCACGAGUUCCACGCGAUACUUUCAGACCACGUCAAACGACGCGAGAAGAACAUCGCGGAGAACCAGGAGAAGCUCGAGUUUGAACCGAAGCAAACGUUGGACAUCCACCAAAGCUUGCUCUGCCAGAUAUGCCACAGCGACAUUUACAACCCCGUUAUCUUUCGAAAUAGCUAUGCGUCCCUGAGGUCGGACCACAACCCGGUGAUUGUGAGGUCGAUUGCAGGAUCGGACUUGCCAAAGUUCACCGAGUUGAUCACGGAGCAUUUCGAGAGUAAUUGGGCGACAGUCUACGACGGAGACGUGGACAGAAUUCUCCAUUCCAUAAAUGGCAUCCACCCCGCGAUCAGCACGUUUGUGGUGUCUACACUAUGCCGCUUACGCCAUCCAAGCCUCGCGUUUGACUUGAUGAAAGCGUUGGGCAAUAAAACGACAAGACGAAUGGCAUCACGGAACCAAAACUUUAUCACAGUUUUGCGCUCCAUCUCUGGCUUGAACCAGCAAGCAGACCACUCCUUGGCUAGAGCCGUAGUUGACUAUCACGCAAAGGUGCGCAAGGGCCAUACGAACUUGGAGGUGUUGAAGACUUUUAUCGUGUUUCUCCUUCGGUCGCCAGAGACGACGGCAAGUGAGCUCGAGCGCAAUUUGCGUAAGUUGCAAACGUACAGAGGAGACUUGACCAUCCGGGUGAGCAGGGGCCAGUAUGAGAAAUUCCGAAAGUUGAUCAAGGCCGACACAUUCAACGAAGUGAUGAUUCUCGAUCCUGAUCUAUAG